This is a messenger RNA of Symphalangus syndactylus (siamang), 1535 nucleotides long. RefSeq names its product tubulin alpha-3 chain. Gene Ontology annotation, biological process: microtubule-based process. The record is from RefSeq and is a predicted model, not a curated record. Gene Ontology annotation, cellular component: microtubule. Lineage: Eukaryota; Metazoa; Chordata; Mammalia; Primates; Hylobatidae. Gene Ontology annotation, molecular function: GTP binding; structural constituent of cytoskeleton.
CAGCGGGCGGCGGGAGGCUGUAGUUGGGCGUGCACAGCUGCAGCGGCGGUUGAGGUAAAGUAGUAGCGUUGGGCUGCGGCAGCGGAGGAGCUCAGCAUGCGCGAGUGUAUCUCUAUCCACGUGGGGCAGGCUGGUGUCCAGAUCGGCAAUGCCUGCUGGGAACUGUACUGCCUUGAACAUGGAAUUCAGCCUGAUGGUCAGAUGCCAAGUGAUAAAACCAUUGGUGGCGGGGACGACUCCUUCAACACGUUCUUCAGUGAGACUGGGGCUGGCAAGCACGUGCCCAGAGCAGUGUUUGUGGACCUGGAGCCCACUGUGGUCGAUGAAGUGCGCACAGGAACCUACAGGCAGCUCUUCCACCCAGAGCAGCUGAUCACCGGGAAGGAAGAUGCGGCCAAUAAUUACGCCAGAGGCCAUUACACCAUCGGCAAGGAGAUCGUUGACCUGGUCCUGGACCGGAUCCGCAAACUGGCGGAUCUGUGCACAGGACUACAGGGCUUCCUCAUCUUCCACAGCUUUGGGGGCGGCACUGGCUCUGGGUUCGCAUCUCUGCUCAUGGAGCGGCUCUCAGUGGAUUACGGCAAGAAGUCCAAGCUAGAGUUUGCCAUUUACCCAGCCCCCCAGGUCUCCACGGCCGUGGUGGAGCCCUACAACUCCAUCCUGACCACCCACACGACCCUGGAACAUUCUGACUGUGCCUUCAUGGUUGACAAUGAAGCCAUUUAUGACAUAUGUCGGCGCAACCUGGACAUCGAGCGUCCCACGUACACCAACCUCAAUCGCCUGAUUGGGCAGAUCGUGUCCUCCAUCACGGCGUCCCUGAGAUUCGACGGGGCCCUGAAUGUGGACUUGACGGAAUUCCAGACCAACCUAGUACCAUACCCCCGCAUCCACUUCCCCCUGGCCACCUACGCCCCAGUCAUCUCAGCCGAGAAGGCCUACCACGAGCAGCUGUCCGUGGCUGAGAUCACCAAUGCCUGCUUCGAGCCAGCCAAUCAGAUGGUCAAGUGUGACCCUCGCCAUGGCAAGUACAUGGCCUGCUGCAUGUUGUACAGGGGGGAUGUGGUCCCAAAAGAUGUCAACGCGGCCAUCGCCACCAUCAAGACCAAGCGCACCAUUCAGUUUGUGGAUUGGUGCCCGACUGGAUUUAAGGUGGGCAUUAACUACCAGCCCCCCACAGUGGUCCCUGGGGGAGACCUGGCCAAGGUGCAGCGGGCCGUGUGCAUGCUGAGCAACACCACGGCCAUCGCGGAGGCCUGGGCCCGCCUGGACCAUAAGUUCGAUCUCAUGUAUGCCAAGCGGGCCUUUGUGCACUGGUACGUGGGAGAAGGCAUGGAGGAGGGGGAGUUCUCCGAGGCCCGCGAGGACCUGGCAGCUCUGGAGAAGGAUUAUGAAGAGGUGGGCGUGGAUUCCGUGGAAGCUGAGGCUGAAGAAGGUGAAGAAUACUGAGGGGAGGGUGUGGUGGGUUCUCCACUGCCACCCCCAGUAUGGCUGCUUUCAAGUUCUCUGCAAUUAAAGGUUCUGUAUAAAACCAA